Penicillium arizonense is the source of this 696-nucleotide messenger RNA. RefSeq lists its product as uncharacterized. The transcript has a single exon. NCBI's taxonomy places the organism in Eukaryota, Fungi, Ascomycota, Eurotiomycetes, Eurotiales, Aspergillaceae. The coding region runs from base 1 to 696 and encodes 231 amino acids. The record is from RefSeq and is a predicted model, not a curated record.
AUGGAACGCCCGACCCCCAACGACAACUUGGAAAACACUCAGUGGUCCAACUCAGGGUUGGGCAGCUGGAGAACCGACGUUCUCAGACAAUCUGAAUCUUUCUUCAUGGCCCCAUCCCCCGAACCCUUUGCCACCCCGAGAAGCAUACCAGCUGUCGGAGACCCCUCAUACAACUAUCAAUUACAGUUUCCAGCGAUGCCAGUUGCCCGAACUUUUGUUUCGCCUCCUACCUUGGUUCCUUCGGUAUACCUGAACCCAAACACCUUUCCUAAGCCCAUCGACCAAAGUAACCCAGAGCCUGUGCCGGUUCAUAGCAACACUACAGCUUUGGCUCUAGAGAAUCCCUAUCACGGUGGCUAUCCAAGUCCUUGGACUGAUUUUACUCCAUCCCCUUCCGCGCAAAAAAUUCCGGACCCUCACGAGGAGACGGACAACAGGUCUACUGCAGCAUACCUAUGCCCAAACACCAUCACCAGACCCAUCAAUAAGAGGAGCCUAAGCUCCGCAUCGAUCCCUUCCAAUAGCACCGCUAUUUCCCCCGCAAGCCCCUACGAUCCUGGCUAUCCAAGUCCCUGGACCGACGUCACUUCGUCGCCUUCCUCAUCAAACCGAGCGGAUCCUCUGGAAGAGGUUAGCAAGAAGCCUGCCAAGACUAAGAGGCCCUGCCUUACUCGUGGGGUAUCCAAACAGAAGUAA